This is a messenger RNA of Phoenix dactylifera (date palm), 815 nucleotides long. Its product is annotated as snakin-2. Lineage: Eukaryota; Viridiplantae; Streptophyta; Magnoliopsida; Arecales; Arecaceae. The record is from RefSeq and is a predicted model, not a curated record.
GCCCCUUUUAUUAUGAAACCAAAGCACACAUAAAGAAAUCGGUCAACCUCAUCUCUUAGUCCCAACCUGUGUAUCAAUGAGAGAUAUCUUUUUUCUGCUGCCUCCUCUACAACUUUUCCUAUAAAUAGUGCUCCUCUUUUGGCUUCUCAGCUCGUGAACAAUCUUAGAAGCUCAGCACGGUUCGCAGGCAUCACACAAACAUCUUCUCUCCUAGAGGACCCUUUCAACCUUGGCAUUCCCUCACCUUCUCUUAAUGGCUCCUUCUCGUUUUCUCAUUGCUUCCCUCCUCCUACUUCUGUUUGCGUUUUAUCUCGCGGAGCCGCGUCUGGUGUCUGAAUCUGAAAUGUUGGCGAGCGAAGGGUCGGGAAGGUCUCUUCUCUCUAACGUUUCCAUAAACUGUGGAGAGGCAUGUUCAGCGAGGUGCCGGCUGUCGUCGAGGCCUAACCUUUGCAAGAGGGCUUGUGGGACUUGCUGCUCGAGGUGCAACUGUGUUCCUCCUGGCACCUAUGGCAACUAUGAGACUUGCCCUUGCUAUGCUGCCUUGACCACCCAUGGUGGCGCGCGCAAAUGCCCUUGAGAUGAUGGCUUGGGUUGGUGGCUUGCCCUUGUGGUAGCGCUUAUAGUAAUUACGUAAUCAGGAACGGCGUUUUUACGUGGAAUAAAAGGUUGUAACAUAGUUUCGGAAUAUAUAUAUAAUAAGAAGGUGGAGCGGCAUUUGGGGUUGGAGUGCCACCCCUGAGUGCUACCAUAGUAUGUAAUCUCUGUGUACCUCUACUUGUAUAAUGAAAAUUCUCAAUUUAGCAUUCUAGUUUUUC